Molecule: messenger RNA, 4635 nt
Organism: Clupea harengus (Atlantic herring)
Lineage: Eukaryota; Metazoa; Chordata; Actinopteri; Clupeiformes; Clupeidae
Gene: mnta
Product: MAX network transcriptional repressor a
Biological process (GO): regulation of transcription by RNA polymerase II
Molecular function (GO): DNA-binding transcription factor activity, RNA polymerase II-specific; RNA polymerase II cis-regulatory region sequence-specific DNA binding; protein dimerization activity
Source: RefSeq, a predicted model, not a curated record
GCUUGGCUAACAGUAUUGACUGUUUCAGUACUCUCGUCCGUGUUUUGAAAAGGUUUAGGGUGGUGGGUGUGGCUAUGAACUAUGGGCGGCUCUUGACCCGCUGCUGUGUGCCCCGUUGUGUUUUAUGCUUACGUUCGUCACCGCCAUCUUGUUGCAACUCCUCUGCGCGAGUGGGAAGAGUUGUGCGAGGGGGAUCCAGCCACGACUGUUUUCUUUUUUUUUAUGUUUCUGGCGCGUCCGGUGGAUCCCACUGGGAAGUCUAAAGUGCCCUUUAUCAUAUAUUUUCUUUAUCAUCUGGAGUAAAACAGUUACGCGCCAGACAUGAGCAUCGAGACACUGUUAGAAGCAGCCAAGUUCUUGGAAUUGCAAGCCCAGCAACAACAGAAAACACGUGAGGAGAAUGAAUUAAGAGAGCGACUCCGUCAGGAGCAGGAAGCAGAGCAGAGGAAGAGGACCGAAGCGGCGGCAGCGGUGGUCCAGGCUGUGCGGCUCAACCACCACCAGCACCAUGUCACCUGGGUGGAGGAGCCCAGCGGCCUGGAGCGCCGACUGGCCCCCAUCCCGCCACAGCCUCCCCCUCCCUCACUGCCCAUCGCCGUCAUCCCCUUCUCUGUGGUGCCUUCCACCCCCACCGCCUUCCCCCCGGCCGCCAACACAGCACACAGCCCCCCCAGCGUGCACCACCACCUCCACCAGGGCUCCCCCAGGAAAGAUGUGCGCUCCCCCACCAGCCAGCAUGCCCACCCUCAGCACGUCCUCAUCUCCCCUGAGCCAGAGCCCACCUCCAUGGCCAAGCCACCGGCAGCCACCAAACAGCAGCAGCAGCAGCAGCAGCAGCAGCAGCAGCAGCAGCCACACUUGGUGCAGCCCUACCCUGGAACCAUCGUCGCGGCGUCCCAGCUUGUAUUGCCUCCUCAGCCGGGGACCCCACAGGCACAGCUCAGCCUAGUCCCUAGAUCGAGCCCGCCAGACGACAACCGCUUCAUGGACGGGAAGAAGAGGCCAGGAGGGGCAGGGACCAGAGAGGUGCAUAACAAGCUUGAGAAAAACAGACGGGCCCACCUGAAGGAGUGCUUCGACACCCUGAAGAAGAACAUUCCCAACGUGGAUGAAAAGAAGGCGUCCAACCUCAGCGUGCUUCGCAGUGCCCUGAGGUACAUCCAGACACUGAAGCGUAAGGAGAAGGAGUUUGAGCACGAGAUGGAGCGUCUGGCACGGGAGAAGAUCGCCACGCAGCAGCGGCUGGCCGAGCUGAAGAACGAGCUGAGCCAGUGGAUGGACGUGCUGGAGAUCGACCGCCUGCUCCGCCAGACGGUGCAGCCCGAGGACGACCAGGCCUCCACCUCCACAGCCUCAGAGGGUGAAGACAACAUCGAUGAGGACAUUGAGGAGAACAGUUCAUCUGGUACCCCCCCUAAAGUGCCUCAAGCCCCUCAGCCUGAGCCCAGGAAACCCUUGGCAGUCCCCACCACAGCUGCCCUGCUCAACAACAACAACCACCAUCACCACCACCACCACCACCACCACCAACCCACCACCACCCAGCACAAGCUCUCCCCCCAGCUGGCCCUCUCCGCCGCACAGACGGCCCCAGUGCAGACUCCCACACUAGCCUCAGCUCCGGGCCCCACCACCAUCCGCAGCCCCAUGGCAGCCUUCAGCCCAGUCACCAGCUCCCCCCUCCAGCUGAUGGCCCCCCAGGCGCUGCUCACGGCACACGCGCACAUCGUGACCGCGACUAGCAGCAGCGGCAGCAUCAACAACGGCGUGGCCAGUAUGGUGCAGCCCACCGUCAUCGCCCACGCCGCCCCCGUGUCCCACGCCUCCGUCAUCCACGCCACGGUCAACCACAUCUUCCAGCCAGCUGGCAAGCAGCAGCAGCAGCUGUCACCACAGCAGUCCGCCCAGCACGUCCACCACCCCCCUCGCGCCACGCUGGCCCACCUGGCCCCCGUCACCGCGCCUCAGCCCAUCGGCCACAUCACCGUGCACCCAGUGGCCCACCUGAGCCAGCACCACCUGUCCACCAUCUACCCACAAUCCAUGGCCACCGUCACCCAGCCGACCAUGGUCAGCCAUAUCGCCCACACGCUCUCCCACGCCCAGAUCAACGGCACCUCGCCCGCGCAGAUGGGCAAACCGCCGACAGCGACGGCCAUGGGGGCCCAGGUGGUCGCCCACCACCCGCAGCUGGUGGGGCAGACUGUGCUUAACCCCGUCACCAUGGUGACCAUGCCCUCCUUCCCUGUCAGUACACUGAAGCUGGCCUGAGGUGGACGACGACAACGAAGAUGAUGGGACACAGAUCUGAGAUCUGUGAUGAGGGGGUGGGGACGGCAGAGGCCCAUGGUGCAGGGAACCCCCACUGCUGAUCCCAUGUGGGUGGCAGAGCGGACUGACUUGGGUUUGGUCUAGGUUUUGCCGCUGUAAAGAACACUCAGUACAUUCCAAAUAAAUACACACACAUACACAAAAUACAGAACUCUAUAAAGAACUAUAAUAAAGACUUUAUUAAUUAAAAUACUGAAAAAAGGCAUUUAUAAAUAUCUAUAGCUAUAUAUUGACUUGAUAAAAACAAAAAAAUGUGUUUGUGUGUGUGGGGGUAGAGCAAAGGGUAUGUUGUCUCGAGUGAUUGUUUUCUACUUGCUGUGCGUAUUAGCUUGUGAAAUCUUGGGUCAUGAAUUCCCACCAAAUUCCAGAGAUACAGAGUGGCACUGAGGUGCAGUGCGUCGGUGGGUGUGGGCACGCCUGUGUGGGUUUCAUUGCCUUGACAUGUACCAGUGCACAUGAAGUACCAAGCGCUGAGAGACCAGGCCACAUGCUUCGGAUACAGUCGGAGUGCUGUAAAACCUCACAGAUACUAUAUGCCUCACUUGGUCGACCCGACGUUGUUGGUGUUACUGCACCGUAAUUACUGUGGAUCGAGGUCCACAGGUUUAUAGUUCGUCGUGUCACUGUCGGGCGCAGACCCGGUUGUAUCACAUUCAGGCGCUAUGGCUGAAAAGAAGCCCCUUGAGGACAUUCAGAUUUCUAUCUGAAUUCUCGAGAAUCACCUUCGACGAGGAUAUAUGGUCCUGUCUCACCAUUCCCGGGCAUACGUGGGUAGUAGUUCAUCUGGGGAUUCCUGGUUGGAGCAGAGCCGUGUUCGUUGCCUUUCAGUGCCUCUGGUGCUCCAGUGUUAUAUGUUGCACUUCCGCCCUCUGCUGUCCAGCCUGGGCUACUGCACCAAAUCCCUACUGUGACAAAUGACAUUUAUAAGUACUAGUUCCCAAAGCACAUAUUUGGGGCAGGAUCAUGGCAUUGAAAAAGAGCAUCCGAAAGUAUAUCAUGGCGCAAAGUAGUGUUGGUCCCAGAUGGACAUUGUGAAUGUAUAUAAACGCGAUUCAUUACUGCAUUGCAUCGUAUGCCUUUGUCUUUGAAGAAAUGAUAGGAAUGAUUUGGUGUGAGUGGAGAAAAACACUGGCAAUCAGAUUUUGGAAAGCCUAAAAAAUAUAUAUAUAUAAUGUCCCUCACACUUGGUGAAUGUGUUAAGCUAGUAGGCUUAUUGUGGUGUGGGCACUGUGGUUGACCUGCAUGUGUUUGCUCAUGUGCAGUCGUAGCGAGUAGUAGCGUGUGUGUGAGCUCUCCAGGAGCUGGCGACAGACAGUGCACCAGCAGAGCCCCUGAGCUUGUGUAUGUGUGGAUGUGACCGACCCCUCAUUCACCCAGGUAAGUGUACGCAGUGCCCGGGUACACCAUUACCCGAGGGGUGAGACUGCCCAUCCGCUCAUGUAUGUAAACGUCAAGUAGUCACAACUGUAUUUGUGACAGACCACCUCAUGGCAUCUUCAAAAUGCAGGGAAGUCACGUGUGCGUGUUGGAACUGUGACGUUACUGCACGAGAGGGUCUUGACCUCACACUCCACUCCCAUGCGGUGUGUUUGAGCCUAUAUGGCGACGGAUGAAUCAAUGAAUGUCUGGCUGGAUGGCGUUGGCUUACUUUGGUGAAUGACUGAAUGAAUGGCGCUACCAGAAACCCGCAUUAGUAUUCCAUUCCAUUCGGGCGUAGUGGCACGCCGAGCUCAUGGCGCGGUCCGGAGGCGGGAGCUGCGCUUGCAUAACAUUCACACCUCCAACACUGUGAUUUGCUGCUCAUCCGCCCCAUGACCAGCAAAAACUGGUUUACAGCUGCACCAUUUCAACUGCCAGACAAGUUCCCUUAGUUUAUGCUUGUGUUCGUGUGAGUGUAAGAAACCGUAAGAAUAUUUUAAGAUAUCUUUUUUGGCUACGUUGUCUUUUUUUCUAUGUAUGCACAUCUUGGCAUAUGAAAGCAUUCACCUUCAAAUUUAUGUAUUUUAACAUUUUGACUUGCCUGGUUUAGCAUGUAGUUCUGUUGUAAGGUUUUUUUUUCUGGGACCAUGUACAGUACUGUAUACAAUGGGGCAACUUCUCAGACCUCUUCCCACAUUGAUAUUAUAUAUACAUGAUGUGUGUUUUCCCUAUGGAGAAAGUUAAAGUUGUAUAUAGCCUGUAAACUUGGGGCUGCAUUUAGAUCUAACUGUCCAUUAUGUUUAAGAGAACUGUAUGAGGAAAAACGCAAAAAUGAAUACAAGAGAACAAAAUAUGAAGAUACUUAAUAAAUCUUGUUACGUUUAA